Messenger RNA from Sphaeramia orbicularis (orbiculate cardinalfish), 4817 nucleotides. It is a transcript of the gene tm9sf2, whose product is annotated as transmembrane 9 superfamily member 2. Lineage: Eukaryota; Metazoa; Chordata; Actinopteri; Kurtiformes; Apogonidae. Gene Ontology annotation, cellular component: membrane. The record is from RefSeq and is a predicted model, not a curated record. The transcript has 17 exons. Bases 139 to 2076 code for a protein of 645 amino acids. Gene Ontology annotation, biological process: protein localization to membrane.
CACUUGGCUGACAGACCGGAUGGUUGUGGGUGACUACGGCGGCGGUGGCUCUGGAGUGUGGCUGCCAGAUGUUGCGUAAACAGCGAAAAGAACCGAGGUAAUUGUAAAAACAUUUCGUGAAGAUUCGCUGGUGUGAAGAUGUUGCUGUGGCUGCUUGGAGCCGCGCUGCUGGGUCUCGCGAGCGGCUUCUACCUCCCGGGUCUCGCGCCAGUCAGCUUCUGUGAACCUGGGAAAGACGAAGUACCAGACUGUAGGUCGACCAUUGAGUUGUUUGUGAACCGACUUGAUUCAGUGGAGUCUGUUCUGCCAUAUGAGUACACUGCGUUUGACUUCUGCUUUGAGAACACAAGGAAACGGCCAUCAGAAAAUUUAGGCCAAGUUCUUUUCGGAGAGAGGAUUGAACCCUCACCAUACGAGUUUCAGUUUAAGAAAGCAGCAGUGUGUAAGAAGGUGUGCACUAAGGCCUAUGACACCAACAUCUCAUCUGACAAAAACAAACUGGACUUCCUCAAGAAAGGCAUGUUGCUCAACUACCAGCAUCACUGGAUUGUAGACAACAUGCCGGUCACCUGGUGUUACGAUGUUGAAGAUGGACAGAAAUUCUGCAAUCCUGGCUUCCCUAUUGGCUGCUAUGUCACAGAGGGGGGUCGAGCGAAAGAUGCCUGUGUGGUCAAUUCCAACUUCAAUGAAAAGGAUGCAUUCUACAUCUUUAAUCACGUGGACAUCACUAUUCAUUACCAUGUUAUUGAAAAUGAACAGCUCGGGGCACGUCUGGUCGCUGCCAAGAUUGAACCCAAAAGCUAUGCAAACUCUGACGAUGAAAGUCCUGAUUGUUCUGGAGGGCCAAAGUUCCUGAAAAGCAAACACAGUGGAAUCUUCAAAAUAUCCUACACCUAUUCUGUUAACUUUGUGGAGGACAAGAAGAUUCGCUGGGCAUCUCGAUGGGAUUACAUUUUAGAGUCCAUGCCUCACACUAAUAUCCAGUGGUUCAGUAUAAUGAACUCAUUGGUGAUUGUACUGUUCCUGUCUGGAAUGGUAGCCAUGAUCAUGCUGAGGACUCUGCAUAAGGACAUCGCUAGAUACAAUCAAAUGGAUUCUGUGGAGGAUGCUCAGGAGGAGUUUGGAUGGAAACUGGUCCAUGGAGAUGUUUUCCGACCUCCCAGGAAAGGCAUGCUUCUGUCUGUUUUCCUUGGAUCUGGAACCCAGAUCUUCAUCAUGACCUUUGUAACCCUCUUUUUUGCCUGUCUUGGCUUCCUCUCUCCUGCAAAUCGUGGGGCUCUGAUGACCUGCGCUGUCGUUCUCUGGGUUUUGCUGGGAACUCCUGCUGGCUAUGUGGCAGCUCGCCUCUACAAAUCGUUUGGAGGGGAGAAGUGGAAAACCAAUGUUCUCCUGACAUCCUUCCUCUGUCCUGGUGUGGUGUUUGCCGAUUUCUUUGUGAUGAACUUGAUCCUUUGGGGUGAAGGCUCUUCAGCAGCCAUGCCAUUUGGGACUCUGGUAGCCAUACUGGCUCUGUGGUUCUGUAUUUCAGUGCCACUUACCUUCAUAGGAGCAUAUUUUGGCUUUAAGAGGGCUGGUAUCGAGCAUCCAGUUCGGACAAAUCAAAUUCCUCGGCAAAUCCCAGAGCAGUCCUUCUACACAAAGCCCCUCCCUGGAAUUGUCAUGGGGGGAAUUCUACCCUUUGGGUGUAUAUUCAUUCAGCUGUUCUUCAUACUGAACUCUAUCUGGUCCCAUCAGAUGUACUAUAUGUUUGGCUUCCUUUUCCUCGUCUUUAUUAUCUUGGUCAUCACCUGCUCUGAGGCUACCAUCUUGCUCUGCUACUUCCACUUAUGUGCUGAGGACUACCAUUGGCAGUGGCGUUCCUUCCUGACCAGCGGUUUCACUGCCGUCUAUUUCCUGGUCUAUGCUAUUCACUACUUCUUCUCCAAGCUUCAAAUCACUGGACUGGCCAGUACAAUCCUGUAUUUCGGAUACACCAUGAUCAUGGCUCUCAUCUUUUUCUUAUUCACUGGUACUAUUGGCUUCUUUGCUUGUUUCUGGUUUGUCACCAAGAUCUACAGUGUGGUCAAAGUGGACUGAGGAAUACAACCCCAGAACAGACUUCGAGUGGCUACAUGAUGUUUUCUCUCAUCGACCUCUGGAUUUUUCAGUACUCUCAAAAUGAUCUGUACAUCCUUAUAAAAUCAACAACCCCCUCAGUCCGAGCAGAGUGGAUGCUUCAUCUGACACAGAUGACCGGUUGAUAACGGCUGAACUACUGGUGUGUGAGCAUGUGUACUCUGGCUUCUACUUUUGUACUUCAGGCAUCUUACUGCAUAUAAUCUGAAUGAUAUCAGUUUGUAACAAUGAGCCUCUUACCAGAUCUGAUGCAGACACAGAUACAAUGGGUGUCAGCUCAUCUGUGAGACAUUUGAGUUGUUUUAUGAUCCUGGACAGCUCGGUUUGGAGAUAAAGUUAUAAAUUGCAGUCAGACAAAUGGAGCUACAAGUAUCUGCUUCUCAACAGCUACUUUCUUUAACCAGUUAUGUGAAAAUUUGGCAUUUGACUUGUGAAAUUAGUUCUUUUGUCAGUAUUCUAUAUCAUGUUGUACUGCACAUAUCUAGAGAGGCUUUAUUUGUCCUGUUUUCUUGAGUACAAGCUGUUUCAUUAUUUGUUAGAAAAGGGGACAUUUGAACCCUGAAUAUUUCCAAAUGGGUAAAAAACAAGUUAAAACUGAAAUGGAACUCAACUUAAAGGUCGUAGUUUGGUUUGUGAACCUCCCCAUCCCUAAAACAUUUUAGAAGAGCUUCAGCAAGAGGUAGUGGGAUGUUACUGAUGUGUUUUCCGUUGAAGGGAGGUCCAGGUUCAGUCACCCAGAGGAAAAACUGAUGCUCAGAGCUGCGAUGAUCAGACCAUCACACCUACGCCCAUAGUGGGGGUCGGAAUGCAGCAAAGUGGACAGGGUUUUUUUUUUUUCUUUUGUUGGAACAGACUUAGUCCUGGGGUCUAAGCUCUUGUUACAUGUUGGACAAAUCAUAGACUGUAUGUAAACAGGGACGCCACAUCAUUUCCUUCCACUGUGACAAAAUAAAGCUAGAUUCGUGUAUACUCUGUAGCAGAGACGGGACCAUGACAUCCGCCCUCCUACAUGGUAGGUAUGUGGGCAGAUUCCUGAAACAUGAUUGGUCAUCAGUUGUUAAUCCCCUGUUUUUAUAAAUAAAUAAUAAUAAUUGUACCACAAAUCAGUUAUAUGAAAUCCUCCUAAACAGACUGAAAAUCACAUUUGAGAAACUUUUAUUGGGCUUUUACUGUACAGUUGUAGUAUUUGCACAAGUCAAUAUAACAGAAUAGCAUCAAAGAGGUGGGUUUAUGACUCAAAGCCAAUCAGGGGAGAGCAACAUGUUCUGCUUCACUUUUAGAGGGCGUCCAAACGUCUGUGGUACAAAGGAGUUCAGUAUUCCUCUGUCAGCAAUGAAAGGGUGGGAAAUGGCAAAAAUGGGCCUAUUCAGUGUAACUGCAUACUCAAACCAACAUGGCAGAUGUCCAGUUGGGUUCAGCUGAGCUUUUUUGUGCUUCUCAACCUGAUACAUGUAUCUGAAAUAUGAAGUCAGAGCUGAAUUUAAAAAAAUAAUAAUAAUAACUACAUUUCCAAGACCUAUAAGAUGCAACAUCUUUCUCAGUUUUGAUGUAUGCAGGUUUUCACAAGUGUUUAAGGGUGUUUCGCCCUCAAAAAUGCACUUUAAUCAAGGAAAGUGAUAAUCAUCAGUUUCAGCUGGGCCUUCACAUUGACUGUUGCCUGAGCCCUGGUAAAACUUUUACACUAAUCUUAGAAAUCUUGUGUUUGAUGGAAUUCUCCAACUUCAUUCCAAACCUUGCAGCCUCUAUAUGAUCAUGCAUCAGAGCAGCCGGGCCCAUUUUUGUGGGCGUUGAGAUGUGUGUAUGGUGCCUCAGUUGUCCCAAAGCAGAAAAUAAAAGUUGUAUAUUUGUUGAAAGCAAACCAAAUAUAUAUAGAAGUGAGGAAGUCUUCAUAUGACUGAAGUAGAAGACACCUGAUACAUAUUGAAUAUCUGUAGAAAAUCCCUGACUUUUACUGAAAGAAGAAAGAAAAUGUUUAAUACAAAGCCACACAGAGCAUCACAUGCUCAAGUCAGACACGAGACAGCAUUUUCAGUCUGUAAACAUGUUUUUAACCACCUGAGUCACUCUGAUCUGAGGAUGUAAAGUUUCCAUGACAGAUUCAUGUUCUGUAAUGGACUCUAUCACCUGCUCAUCUGAUCUGUUACAACAAAAACCUGUCAUCAGCUGUCCACAAAUGUUUCAGCAGUGAGAUGAGUUUUGUUUUCACAAGCUUUGCUGCUUCUGUAUUUUCGUUUUUAAUUUCCAUAUUUCGAAGGUGGAUUGAAGAACAGUUCUAUAUUUUAUUAGUUUAAGAGUUUUAUCUGCAAAUAAAUUACAUUUUGCAGUCAAUUUGUGUCACUGCUAAAACUUUUUGAGUGAUUGCUCAUUACUGUCAGCCUCUUUUUCUUGGUUUGCACUUGGUUCAAGUGUUCUGUGAAAUGGAAUCAGAUUUGUUAAGUGGCUCUGUGAAGCGGCCUAUUUAACAAAGGCUUCUUUGACCUUGUAAACUUUACUGAAGAAAUGUUUUUGUAAAUAACACAUUUUCUAAUAUAAAAAAGUGGUGUAGUGACUGAACAAAUGAGAAAGCUGUGAAUGAAUGAAGCCUUUUCCGUCACCAGAGAAACAUUCUUCUAAUGCUCCUUUGUUAAUGCUAUGGUUUAAUGUGGGUUUUGGUUGUAUUAAGCAUGUUUGUUUGAUAAUUAAACUGGAUUUUUUUCCUGUAA